Messenger RNA from Bipolaris maydis ATCC 48331, 783 nucleotides. RefSeq lists its product as uncharacterized. NCBI's taxonomy places the organism in Eukaryota, Fungi, Ascomycota, Dothideomycetes, Pleosporales, Pleosporaceae. The record is from RefSeq and is a predicted model, not a curated record.
AUGGACAAGUGUCCUAGGAUCGAAUUUCAGAAAGGCACGCUCGAUAGUGACUAUAUCCCUAACGCUACUUUCACCUUGAAGGAUGAGAAUAGUUUUUACAACAAUCUCUCCGAGACCUGGGGCAUCGACAAAGAGUGGAUCACGAUGGGCAAGCGCUUGAUGCUCAUCAAUAACGGCUGCCAGUACGCCGGCGAAAACGCUCAGAACUGCAUCCAGUGGAACAACAACUACUUCAAGAACUACCCCAUGAUGAACGGAGACAAAGUUAAUACCUACAACCCUAAGGACAUCGUCGGUGAUUCAUACCUGAAGGCCCAGGAUAUGCUGUACCGCUUCCAAGAAAUGUCAAUUGCAGGUAUCUGGGACGAGCAAAUUACCGAAUCCGACCUUGUCGACUCGAUUUCGCUACCAGCCUUUUCUACCCAGGAAGCCAUUUCAGCCAUGGAGAAGAUUGUACAAAAGGCAGAGCGGGAAGAGAUUAUCCUCAACUUCAUCAUGGGUCUCCUGUUCUUCAUUCCCUUUGUUGGCGAAGCUGCAGCUGGGCUCACUGCCGUCCGAACCAUUGCCAGGCUUAUCGGCACAGUAGGAGACGCUGCAUUCACCAUUUAUGGCGUAUCCCAGGACCCAGAAAACGCCUUCAUGACUGUCUUUAGCACUCUUGCUGGUGCGGGAGUCGGACGGGGUGGGUUCAGGAGUGCGGCAAAAUCGAGGCGAGGGAUGAAAAAGGAAGACAACGAUCGUCUGGGACCAGUGAAGGGCAAGCUUAAUACUGUGGAGGACUAG